Thrips palmi is the source of this 2184-nucleotide messenger RNA. RefSeq names its product transmembrane protein 129. Gene Ontology annotation, biological process: protein ubiquitination. The transcript is spliced from 5 exons. Gene Ontology annotation, molecular function: ubiquitin protein ligase activity. The record is from RefSeq and is a predicted model, not a curated record. Bases 125 to 1237 code for a protein of 370 amino acids. Gene Ontology annotation, cellular component: membrane; endoplasmic reticulum. NCBI's taxonomy places the organism in Eukaryota, Metazoa, Arthropoda, Insecta, Thysanoptera, Thripidae.
CAGUCCCUGCACCGCCCCCCGCCCCGCCCCACUCCUCAGCCGUUCCCCUUGUCCGGAGACAGCCCAUCUCCAUCGGUUGUGUUGUCAGUGACAUUGUCAUGCGAGGACACAAGAGCCCUUGAAAAUGACGCACCCUUGUGUCUUCUUCACAAUUUUUUACGUUGUGCUGACGUUGUGCGUUAUAUUUCCGACGCCCGAGUUCAAGUCUGCUGGGUUGACAGUAGAAACAAUUUUCAGCAAAUGGCUUGGCAACGAGCACGAACUGUUCAUUCAGUACCAGAUCAGGCGUACUACCAUGAAUAUGUUUCUGCACUCCAUGGUUCCAUUUGGUUACGUAUUAGGCCUGGAGUACGUGCGAGCCUAUAGCUAUGCAGACAACGAGUAUCAAUUUCUGGCCACAUGGAGCUUGUCAUGGAUUAUCUAUGUUGUUUUCGCCACCCUGAUUCCUCUGUCUGUUUGUGCUCAAUUUUAUUUGUGGUUUCAUGACGGUUUGAAGGACCAUCCCAUUGCACAAAAGGUGGCUGUUUACAGAAACAGAAACCUAGGUGGUUCCUGGUUAACUGUUGCUUCCGAUAUCAAUCUUGAAUAUAGGAGAGUUGACAAAAUCAUAAUUCAGUCCAGCUCUGUAGUGCGGGUGGUUGCAACAGAUAAUUGGGUGAUUAAAAUAUCACCAUACACAUUAGAUAUCGCUCAUCAAUCAGACUCUGCUCUCAUCCUCUCAAGUGCUGAUGUUCAUCAGUGGUCACCUCACAUUAAUGACAACGUCCAAUUUGUCAAUAUUGAAGUAAAACCUACCAGGCAACAUGCGACACCCUUCAAAAUAAGACUAAAUGCACUGGAUCUUAAGGAUCUUCAGAACAAAAUAUCCCGUCCUAUCACAAUUCUAGAAAAUGUGAGAGUCCGAAGGUCCCUCAUAGAUCGAUUCCUAGAGACAUUUAUUGAUGAGGUUACUAGAAACCCCGUCUAUUCAACUAAUGAGGAGCUAGACUCAUGUAUAGGUUGCAUGCAAGUACCUGCCAAUGUCAAACUGCGGAAGCUCUGUAUGGAUGACCCUGGCCAUCGGGAAAAUUGUACAAAUUGUCUCUGCAGACCUAUGUGGUGUGUAAACUGUAUGGGGAGGUGGUUUGCUUCCAGGCAAGAAAAAGAACCUUCAACAUGGCUUUCAUCCAAGUGCUCUUGUCCUCUAUGUCGGUCACGUUUCUGUAUACUUGAUGUGUCUGCUGUUGUGCGAAGGUGAGUCCUCACUCAGCCACUUCUUUUAUGAAGCUAAACAUGUGAUGUGAUGAAUCAAAAUUGGUCUUCAUCAUUGAUUUUUUUACUAUUUUUUUAACUCUGCUAUUUAAUGUAGGUGUAUUGUCUCUUUCAAAACCAGCAAGUACAAUUUGUGGCUUUGUAUUUUUAGAAUACAUAAUUUAUGUGUGUCUCUCUGUGUGUAGAAAUUUUUUAAAAUUACCUAUUUGUGUCCUUUUUAUUCAAUUUUUCUCAAGCGUACUUCUUUAAUGCUCUUAACCAAUAGUUGUUAUUUUACUUCUCUACUGUAAGAAUUGAAAUCAUAAGGUGUUGAAGUCUGAUGUAGAACAUAUCUCACUCUUAUGCUUUUGAAAAUAUGUUGACAUCAAAUGCCUUGUUGAUUAUUUCCACAGUAAAUUUUGUACAAAGUAAUGUCAUGGUCUUAUCAACUUCGUGUUUCUGGUGUGCAUUAUUGAGCUAGAUAUAAUUAUCAAAUGGAUUUUGUUGUUGUUUUUUUUUUUACAGUUCUAAUGAUAAUAUUGUUGUGGUUCUGUAGAAUGCACUUGAUAUAUUGUGAUGGAACUUGUGAUUUUGUUGGGGUAGGUUAAGUCCUAGAGUAUAAAUGUCAUUGUUAUGAAGUAGUUUCCCUUUCCUCAGUUUUACUGUAGUUAACGUGGCCAUUGCUCCUCCCAUCUUUUGGACUGAUAUGCAAGCAAUCAGUAUUUUCAUCUUAUUGUUCUAUGAUUUAUUGUGCGUUCACUCUGGAGUGAGCUACACCAUUCACAAUUCAGCCUCUAGUCUAAUGGUCAUAAAAGGGAUUAUUUUUGCCAUUUAUUAUUUAAACAAAUGUAAGAAGAAAGACGCACAAAAUGUUUUGUCAGUGUAAGAGUGAGCAAUGGAUGCAUUGGUCUAACAUGUUGAGGGUACUGUAAUAAAAUUUUCUCAUGCCCAUUA